This is a messenger RNA of Diorhabda sublineata, 1818 nucleotides long. Its product is annotated as scoloptoxin SSD14. NCBI's taxonomy places the organism in Eukaryota, Metazoa, Arthropoda, Insecta, Coleoptera, Chrysomelidae. The transcript has 10 exons. The coding region runs from base 47 to 1795 and encodes 582 amino acids. Gene Ontology annotation, molecular function: glutathione gamma-glutamate hydrolase. Gene Ontology annotation, biological process: glutathione catabolic process. Gene Ontology annotation, cellular component: plasma membrane. The record is from RefSeq and is a predicted model, not a curated record.
CUCCCAGUAAUUGUAUGUAGUAUUUCUUAGAAUAUUUACCGAAAAUAUGGUUAAAACUGUUCCAAAUAAUAUGCAAAUAUCAAGGAAAUUGAAAUAUGUGUGCGCCGCUGCAUGUAUCACGAUCCUAGUGGUAAUAAUUGUGGUUGUGACUAUAAUCCUAACUCGAAAAUCAGGAAAAACUGAAAGAUUUUCAGGAGCUGCAGUUAGUAACGGACCGGGGUGUUCAGAUAUAGCGAUAAAUAUUAUGUCCAAAGGAGGUACAGUAGCCGACGCAACUAUAGCAGCUCUAUUUUGCGAGGGAGUCGUUAUGCCGCAAUCUAUGGGGCUAGGAGGAGGGUUUUUACUCACGCUCUAUAAAAAAGAUACUGGAGAAGCUAUUUCUUUGAAUUCUCGAGAAGUAGCACCUGCAGCUGCUACACGAGAUAUGUUCGGAGGAAAUGCUACUCUGUCAUUAAACGGUGGAUUAUCAGUUGCUGUACCAGGAGAAUUGAGGGGAUAUUGGGAAUUGUACGAAAAAUACGGAGGUGGUGUUUCGUGGAAGGAUAUAAUUAAACCCAGUAUUGAUUUGUGCAAUAAUGGCAUACCGAUUACUGAAUACGUAGACUACGUAUUGAGAUCCAAUAAGGAUAAAAUUCUGUCAGAACCACAGCUAACAAAUAUUUUUGUCGACCCAAAAACGAAUGAGUUAUAUAAACAAGGAGAUGUUUAUACGCGACCUCUGCUGGGGGCAACACUAACAAAAAUAGCCGAAGAAGGUGGCGAUAUUCUACAUAAUGGUUCCCUAACCUCAAUUUUAGUAAAAGAUAUACAAAAUCGGAAUGGCAUAAUUACGAUAGAGGAUAUGAAUAAUUAUAGACCAAAAUGGCAGACACCAAUUAAUUUAACUUUGACAGGCGGUCAUAAAUUAUACAGUCAACCUUUACCUGGUUCUGGUGUUGUUGUGGCGAUGAUUCUAAAUAUAUUAGAUAACUUUUUAGACAUUGAAAAUCAAGAAUCUAUAGAAAAUUAUCAAAAAAUCGUGGAAACUUUUAAAUUUUCUUAUGCCAAAAGGAGUUUAUUGGGAGAUCAAGAUUUUGUACCGCUCCAAGAGAUACUCGAUGAAAUUACUUCAACUACAUUUGCCGAACGAAUCCGAAAAUCUAUUAACAUCACUGCUACUUCUUCGGAUACAUCAUAUUAUGGUGCGAAUUAUUCUGUCCAAGAAGAUCACGGAACAGCAAAUUUAUGUAUCCUAGCACCGAACGGAGAUGCUAUUGCCGUAACUAGUACAAUUAAUUAUAUAUUUGGUGGUAUGGUUUCGGAAAGUACUGGAAUCAUUUUGAAUGAUCAAAUGGAUGAUUUUUCUUCCGACAAUAUCAUCAACGCGUAUAAUUUACCACCGUCACCAGCCAAUUACAUUGAACCAAGGAAACAGCCGUUGUCUUCGAUGUCACCUAGUAUAGUAGUCGAUGCAAAUGGUGAUGUUGUUAUGGCAAUUGGGGGAGCUGGGGGAUCCAAAAUAAUCACCAGUAUAGCUCAGGUUAUAGUUAGGCAUCUCUGGUAUGGAACAGAAUUACAAGCAGCGUCAAAUUUCAAGCGAUUCCAUCAUCAGUUAUGGCCAAUGCAAGUGGAUCUCGAACCUCUGUUCGAAACCGAAGCCGCUUAUAUCGCAGAAGGUCUAAAAGAAAUAGGCCAUGAAGUUGUUUACGUUGAUGGACGUGGAUUCGCCGCCGUGACGUGCGUAUCUACGAGAAACGCGGGAUCUGUCACAGGAGCUUGGGAUAUAAGAAGAUCGGGUUCUGUAACGUAUCUGUGAUAUUAAAAUUAUUCAUAGUAAAC